AACUCCCACUGCAUCUCAUCCUGCCUCACUGCCGAGCGAUGUAGAGAUACUUCUGCUCAAAACACCUGCUUGAGAUUUAACAGGGACCUCACUAGACUUUCUAAACUAAGAGAAGGAGCAUCAAAACAACUUUGCAAAGAUGAUUUCUGCAUGUCUGGAGAUUAUUGGACUCGGCUUGAGCCUCAUCGGGACCCUUUUGGUCAUGGUGGCUUGUGGGUUGCCCAUGUGGAAAGUGACCGCCUUCAUCGAGGGCAACAUUGUGGUGGCGCAAACCAUCUGGGACGGGCUGUGGAUGUCCUGCGUGGUUCAAAGCACUGGUCAGAUGCAGUGUAAAAUGCAUGACUCCGUCCUGGCUCUGACCACUGAUCUCCAGACCGCUCGGGCUCUGACGGUCAUCUCCGCUGUCUUGGGUGUCCAGGCUCUGAUGAUAACCAUCGCCGGCGCUCAGUGCACCAACUGCAUCAGUAAAGAGUCCAUCAAAGCCAGAGUAGUCAACGUCGGAGGGGUGAUAUACAUCAUGGCAGGCUUGUUUGUGUUGGUGCCUCUGUGCUGGAUGGCCAAUAACAUCAUCUCAGACUUCUACGACCCUCAAGUUCCUUAUUCAAAGAAGAGAGAAAUUGGAGCUGCGCUCUACAUCGGAUGGGCAGCAUCUGCCAUGCUUCUGGUCGGAGGAGCACUUCUGUGUUUCUCCCGUCCACAAGAUGAAAAAACCUCGUAUCCCCUCAAAUAUGUACCUCCACCUACAAAAAGCACAUCAAUCAAUGGGGACUAUGAUAAACGAAACUACGUGUGAUCACCUCAACCAUUAACCAUGGACUAGUGGCUCUGUGCAUAUGGACUUUCAAAUGGACUUAGUAUUUGGUUAGUUCACAAAUAACCAUACUUUUAAUUUGAAAUCCAGAUUUAAGGUUGAAAUUUAUAUGAAAAUGUAUUUUUAGGUGCUCUAAUUUCUGACCAUGCAAAUAUUCCAUAUCAUUAAAGUUGCAUGUCAUGAUACAAAUAAAAAAAAAGUUGUUUAAAAUCAUUUUAGAUUUAAUAAAGCAUGUAAUACUGCAGGACACUGUCAACGUCCCAUUUACAUGCAACAGGUUUUGCACCAAACUAGAUGCAAACAUUCAGAUAAUGGAAUGACAGAAUGUAUAAACAUGUUUUUUUCUGUCAUUUGCUCUGUUAGCAGUGUGUCAUGGUAAUAAUGAAUUAGAUAUACACGGGUAUUUUUGUCUUUGUUAAUGAUAUUAGGGUCAGUGGCCCACUUGUUUCAUUUGAUUUUAAUCACUAGGGGUAGGGGGGUUGUGGGUAAAGGGAGGGUCUAUAUUUCUUGUUUUUGUUCUGCUUUACGAUACUGCACUAAUUAGACACGGUCUGUGCUUCAUUAAGACACUGAAUAAUGCCUAUUGUUCUGCAUAUAGACUCCAGGCUGCAGCUUUUUACACGAGACUGUUUUGAUCAUCUAAACCUCCUGACUGUACAUAAUUGUAUGAAACAGUUUUUCAUUAAAUCUGUGCAUAUUUAAAGUAAUAAUAAAAAAAAAAAAAAGGUUUUUUUUUGUUAAUAAUGUGUCCUGUUGCAUUAUUUUGCUGGUACAUGAAUGAUGCACACUUCAUAUCCUUGAAGUGUCUGAAGUGUACACUUUAAUAAAAGAACUGUAAAAAGUGA
Messenger RNA from Megalobrama amblycephala (Wuchang bream), 1656 nucleotides. It is a transcript of the gene cldn5b, whose product is annotated as claudin 5b. Gene Ontology annotation, cellular component: bicellular tight junction; plasma membrane. The coding region runs from base 140 to 793 and encodes 217 amino acids. Gene Ontology annotation, biological process: cell adhesion; bicellular tight junction assembly. Lineage: Eukaryota; Metazoa; Chordata; Actinopteri; Cypriniformes; Xenocyprididae. Gene Ontology annotation, molecular function: structural molecule activity. The record is from RefSeq and is a predicted model, not a curated record. The transcript has a single exon.